Rana temporaria (common frog) is the source of this 1665-nucleotide messenger RNA. Its product is annotated as olfactory receptor 51E1-like. Lineage: Eukaryota; Metazoa; Chordata; Amphibia; Anura; Ranidae. The transcript is spliced from 2 exons. Bases 1 to 1665 code for a protein of 554 amino acids. Gene Ontology annotation, cellular component: membrane. Gene Ontology annotation, biological process: G protein-coupled receptor signaling pathway. Gene Ontology annotation, molecular function: G protein-coupled receptor activity; olfactory receptor activity. The record is from RefSeq and is a predicted model, not a curated record.
AUGUUGCCAAACAAGAGCCAUAUCCCCGCCACGUUCCGCCUGACCGGCAUGCCGGGGCUGGAGUCCCUCUACGGCUGGAUCUCACUUCCGUUCUGCUUCAUGUUCUUCACGUCCAUCGUUGGGAACGGUCUUAUCCUUCUCGUGAUCAUCAAAGAUUACAAACUCCACCAACCCGCGUUCUUCCUUCUCUCCAUGCUGGCCGGCACCGACCUUCUCUUCACCGCGGUCACCAGCCCCUCGGUCCUCGCCAUUUUCCUGUUUGACCACAAGGUCAUCCAAUCUCAACUGUGCCUCCUGCAAAUGUUCUUCAUCCAUUCGCUCUCCAUCGUCGAGUCUUCACUCCUGGUGGCCAUGGCCUUUGAUCGAUAUGUCGCCAUUUGUCAUCCUUUAAGAUACACGUCCAUUCUUACCGGCUCUGCCGUGGCCAAGAUUGGUCUUGUCUCCGCCCUCCGAGGAACCCUACUCCAUAUCCCACCAGUGUCCAGCCUGAUGUUUCUGCCCUACUGCGAGGGUAACGCCUUGUCCCAUCCGUACUGCUUGCACCAGGAUGUGAUGAAGUUGGCUUGUCAUGGAACCAAUGCCUUCAACAUCAUGUUUGGUCUUGUGGUUAUCCUUUGUACUGUGACACUGGAUGUCGUCCUCAUUGUAUUGUCCUACAUUCUGAUAAUUCGAUCCGUCCUUCACGUCACCAAACUGGACCGUUGUAAGUUAUUUAACACCUGCGUGUCCCACCUCUGUGCUGUGGUUCUGUUCUAUGCCCCGAUGGUGGCGCUGUCCUUGGUACAUCGCUUCGGAAAAGAGGUCUCACCCUUAUUUCUGAGCCUCAUGGCCAAUUCCUACCUCUUCCUUCCAUCCAUGCUGAACCCCGUCAUCUACAGCGCCAAGAGCACACAAAUCCGUGAGGCCUUACUUCAGACAUUCCACAGAGGACCAAUGGAUUUGGAGAAGUGCCGAGAAUCAGUGGAGAAGUGCCGGGAAUUGGUGGAGAAGUGCCGGGAAUCGGUGGAGAAGUGCUUGGAAUUGGUGGAGAAGUGUCGGGAAUUGGUGGAGAAGUGUCGGGAAUCAGUGGAGAAGUGCCGGGAAUUGGUGGAGAAGUGGCGGGAAUUGGUGGAGAAGUGUCGGGAAUUGGUGGAGAAGUGUCGGGAAUCAGUGGAGAAGUGCCGGGAAUUGGUGGAGAAGUGUCGGGAAUUGGUGGAGAAGUGCCGGGAAUUGGUGGAGAAGUGCCCGGAAUCGGUGGAGAAGUGCUUGGAAUUGGUGGAGAAGUGUCGGGAAUUGGUGGAGAAGUGCCGGGAAUCGGUGGAGAAGUGCUUGGAAUUGGUGGAGAAGUGUCGGGAAUUGGUGGAGAAGUGCCGGGAAUCGGUGGAGAAGUGCUUGGAAUUGGUGGAGAAGUGUCGGGAAUUGGUGGAGAAGUGUCGGGAAUUGGUGGAGAAGUGUCGGGAAUCAGUGGAGAAGUGCCGGGAAUUGGUGGAGAAGUGUCGGGAAUUGGUGGAGAAGUGCCGGGAAUCGGUGGAGAAGUGCUUGGAAUUGGUGGAGAAGUGUCGGGAAUUGGUGGAGAAGUGUCGGGAAUCAGUGGAGAAGUGCCGGGAAUUGGUGGAGAAGUGGCGGGAAUUGGUGGAGAAGUGUCGGGAAUUGGUGGAGAAGUGUCGGGAAUCAGUGGAGAAGUGA